AAAAUCACUGAUUAGCUGUUCUCUCCUCUGAGUUGCUAACGAUUAGCAUGGCCACAUUUCCAGAAAUAACUGAUCUCUUCUGCAAACUCGCGUUCCACCUCCAAACACUAACUCACACUUCACCAACACAUUAUCAAGAUAAAGAGCAGGAGCAUUCUUCUUCUGUUGAUCUCUCCAUUUCAAACCUAAAUCAAUAUCUCAAUCUCAAUGACAAUACUGGGGUUAGGGUUUUGGAUACCGCUCUCUCUCUCAUGUGCUUCGCAGCGCCACAGGUAUUUGAUUCUGUAGUUGAGUACUCUGUGAAGACGAUUGUUAGUGUUUUGUCUUCUUCAAUAAGUUGUAAAGUGUUGCCGUUCGAGAAAGAAGAAAUUUUGCGUAUUGGCAGUUCCAUUUCCCAGCGGGAUUGCUUGGAAUUUAUUGAAGUUGUUAAUGAUGUUGUAUCAAAAUUGGACCAACAUGGGUUGUCCUCUGGUUUGCUAUCAUAUACUGCUGCUAGAGUUGCGGUUUCAGCAUCCUGCUGUAGAUAUUUGGUCCCAUCAAUGCAUGUUUUGGAUGUUAAAUCAAUUGAUAGAAGAAGCACUGCUAUCUCAAACCUUCUCUGCUGCUGGCCCAGCAACUUCUCCCUUGACGGCCAUGAAAUACCACUGAGGUUGCUGUCAUGGUAUCUUGACCCACUAACAUUAAAACAUGACAUUUCGAGUAUCUUGCAAGAAAACAUGAGAAGACCUUUCCUUACUUUGAGCAAGGAAUUUUAUGAGAGGAUGGAAUGGCGCUCCAUUCUUCUGUGCUUGGUGCUUUCUCCAAUUAUGUUCAUUCAUACCAGAGCUCUACUACAUGAUUGGUUCAUGUUGACCGAUCUGGGUUCAUUACUAGAGCUUUUGAUUGAAUUAGUUUCAAUGAUACUAGAUGUCAUUUCUAGACCGAUAUGGUGGGGCAUACCAUUGGAGUUGGGAACAAAGCUGCCAUUUUCUAAUGCAUAUUUCCCGAAUAAGGAUCACUUAUUGAGGACCUUAUCUGGACCCGUCUCUUCUUCAAGUUUUCAACAAUUAGUUCAUGUUACAAGCAAAUCAGUUUCUCUUGUCCGGAAACAAUUUGGUCCAAUUUCUGAGUCAUCUGCAUUGAAGGUUGCAUCUGUUGAUCCCAAAUCUGUCUGGGCUCUUGCAAUCUGCUUUCCAGAUUGGUUCUAUUUUGCAUCAGUAUUACUAUUCUCCAAUAAUUGUUUUCAAAAUAAUUUUCAAUUAGAGUGCACAAUAGAGGUACCCAAUUUUGGACAAACAAGUGACAUGGAACAACCUGUUGCUUCUGCUGCAAGGUUCAUUGCUUGGAUUCUGAGCCCCAAAAACAAAACUAAUCAGGAUCUGCUGUUUGAGAGUUUGAAUCAAGUAUCAGAGUGUUGGUCUCUGAAACAAAUUGACUCGGGUACUCGUGAGAGAGGUGUAGUUGACUACUGGAAGAAACUUAAGAAACCUGAAUGUUUUGACAGUAAGGAGGGUUUUAGUCAUGGAAACAAGUAUGGUUGUCAAGCCAUUGGCCUCUGGCUCAAAGAAUUCCAAAGAAUGAUGAAGUAUGGUGUUGAGUCAACCGACAAUUCAUCCAACCGUGAGGCAGAAUCAUAUAACUUUGUUUUACAGAACAGUAUGCUUUUCCGGAGAAUCCCAUUAGGCAUUUUGAUUGGUUGUCCUAGUUAUGUUAAGGAAGAUGGAUUUGAAUUGUUGUUGCAUUAUGCUGCAACUGGUAGGAUGCUUCAUUUUGUAAGUAAUAAUGCUAGAAUGAAUCAUGUAGAUGAAUUUAACGAAAAGGAAGCUGUCGCAGGUGCCUGUCUUGUCUUCACUUUAACUGAUAUUGUUGAGAGGAUGUCUGCUUCAUUACUUGAGAAUGAAAAAAGUGCACUGGAUAUUAUUUGCCAGGUAAAAUUAGGGGCAAGCAGGUAUUUGAUAAAGUGUAUCGAGAGGCUGAUCGAGCUCAAUAUUAUUGAAGAUGGAAAUGUCAUGCAGGUGGAUCUACAUGGUAGAUUGGAGCGAUGGCAGCAUCAGGGGCAAGAAAUGUUAAAACUUGACAGAGAUCUUGAUGAUGCCAUUAAGUGCUUGAGUCGUAAAUUAUCACUGUUAUGACGGGAUUUUGUGAAGGACAUUGCCUCCUUGGCGCCCUGCACAGGUUACUUUGAAGCUUUCUUUCUAGAUGCUGUUGUUGUUGUACUAUACACAUACACAACUACUUUUUUUUUUCUUUUUCUGUUGUUUAUUUACAAAGAACAACUGGUGAAUUUCCAGCUAAGGUUCCUUGAUUUAAACCUUCCCCCUUUAGACCAA
This is a messenger RNA of Hevea brasiliensis (rubber tree), 2309 nucleotides long. RefSeq lists its product as uncharacterized. The transcript is spliced from 6 exons. The coding region runs from base 48 to 2111 and encodes 687 amino acids. The record is from RefSeq and is a predicted model, not a curated record. NCBI's taxonomy places the organism in Eukaryota, Viridiplantae, Streptophyta, Magnoliopsida, Malpighiales, Euphorbiaceae.